Acanthochromis polyacanthus (spiny chromis) is the source of this 1911-nucleotide messenger RNA. Its product is annotated as serine/arginine repetitive matrix protein 1-like. NCBI's taxonomy places the organism in Eukaryota, Metazoa, Chordata, Actinopteri, Pomacentridae. Bases 289 to 1866 code for a protein of 525 amino acids. The transcript has 12 exons. The record is from RefSeq and is a predicted model, not a curated record.
GACGCUAUAAUGUCAUCACCGCGCCGCUGGUGUUUUCAGGAGAGUAGUUUGUUGUCGGACCGGCGGCCCGCUGUCGAGUGGUGGAUCCUUUCACGCAGUUUUUUUCCGCUUUGAGCAGCUGGACAGCGCCUCUCCUCUGCCUCAUGAGCCCACCGGACACCUCGCCGACAUUCCCCCGCAGCACGGCGGCCAGCAGCUAGCUCAGCUCCCCGCCAGGCCGGCUGGAAGUAAGGCAGGCUAGCAGCUUGUUAGCCGCUAGUUAGCAGCUAGCCGGCUACAUCAGGUUGGAUGUUGUCUCCAUUCAGGAUCCCCAAGAAGAAGCAGGAAGUGGACUGUGGCUCCGCCCACCAGUCACCGUUGGCCCGCCUUCAGAGCCCUGCGCCUACACUAAAGGGUUACGGGGACCGGCCCGGCGCUGACAGGGUGCAUGCUGGGAACGGCGUGUCCUCAGACAGACGGAGGGCGGUGCAGCGCCCCCUACAGGCUCCGUUCCACCAAACGUCCUGCAGGUCGUUCAGAGACACGGUGAAGACGCAGCUGGGACUCGACGGAGGCGGAGCUUCAGCGGCCAAUCACAGAGCACCAGGAAGACGCAGUGGCCAAUCAGAGCCGAGACAGAGAGCCGAGUCGUCCUUUUGUUCCGACAGAUGGCGUCCAAAGAGAGCGUCUGACCGCCUGCUGCAGCCUGAAGAUCACCUGCCUCCACCACAGAAGAAGAAAAGCGUCCCAGGUGAGCUUCCUCCCAGCAUCGCUCUGGAGACAGGCGACUCUCUGGCAGCGCUGCAACCCAAAGGGCAUGCUGGGAGUCCAAGUCCUUCACCACCAGGACUACAACGAUGGAGGACGAGGGAGUGCAGCGGAGACAGCAAGGAACAGGUAAAAGGGAGGCGGAGCCCAGAGAGGAGGCGGAGCCCAGAAAGGAGGCGGAGCCUGGACAUAAAGGAGGACCUGAGGGAGAAGGGGAGAGAGAGAUGGAUUGAGUUCAGAGAGAACAACAGAUCCACCGUCCUGCAUCUGAGACUGAAACCAAAACCCAGUCCUCGAAGAAAACCGAGUCAGACGGAACCCAUUGUCCUUUCGAGUGAAGAGGAGGACGAAGGCGAAGAAACCAGGACGGUUCAAAGCAGCAGCCGAUUGGACGAAUCCUGUAGAGAAAGAUCAGACCAGGUGAGUCCACCUGAAGCUCCGCCCUCCUACCUGCAGCUGCCGUUUGCUUCGCUCCACUCCGGCCUGACGGAAGUGGACGCCAACGGGAUGAUGACGGUCACUGAACACGCCAUCACUAUCCCUGUCAAAGGUGUUGAGGAAGGGGAGGUGACUGUGGUGGCGUCUCAGGUUCGGGGUUAUGGUGUUUGGGAUGGGGGCGUGGCUCGGGGCGGGGCUCUGCUGGCGUCCUGGGAAGGCCCCGCCCCCUCGCUGGUCUUCCUGUGGGUGACGGACGCUCAGGCCAACCUGCUGAAGACGGAGCUGUCGGCCAUCCAGACCUCCUCCGGGCCUUCCUGCUCCUUUGUUCUGCUGGUGUUGAAGGAGCAGCUGCAGGAGCUUCAGGCGGCCCUGCUGGCCUCCAUCCUGGACAUGGAUCCGUACCAGGAGGGCCGGUCCUGUGGUUCUGGUCCAGCGUCUCCUCUGGAAUGGGCUGAUGGACUGCUCCUCCUGCACAGCUGCCCUCCUCCUGUGGACCAGCACCUCCUCAGACUGCUGGGACACUCCACCGUCAGAAGGUCCUCUGGUCCUCCGAAGACCUACAGUCCUAAGAGGUCCAACCAGCUGAGCUGCAGCCUCAGGAACAAGACCAGAACGUCUGCUGAGCUGCCCACCAGGCUGAUCCAGUAUCCUGAAGCUCCCAGUAAAGGACGGAUCCGGUGACCAAUGAGGAUCUGAUCUGUCUUCAGGAAGGAAACUUCCUCAAUG